This is a messenger RNA of Odontomachus brunneus, 4115 nucleotides long. It is a transcript of the gene Cul1, whose product is annotated as cullin-1. Bases 36 to 2369 code for a protein of 777 amino acids. Gene Ontology annotation, cellular component: SCF ubiquitin ligase complex. The transcript has 12 exons. Gene Ontology annotation, molecular function: ubiquitin protein ligase binding. Gene Ontology annotation, biological process: SCF-dependent proteasomal ubiquitin-dependent protein catabolic process; protein ubiquitination. The record is from RefSeq and is a predicted model, not a curated record. Lineage: Eukaryota; Metazoa; Arthropoda; Insecta; Hymenoptera; Formicidae.
CAGUGACGCUCACUCGACAAACAUAUAGAAACAGAAUGUCCGGACAUAGAAGCAGUGGAGGAGCUGGAAGUCAUCAUGGAGGUCCUCCGGGCCUAAAGCAGAUUGACUUAGAUCAAAUUUGGGGAGAUUUACGUGAAGGCAUAGAACAAGUUUAUAAUAGACAGUGUAUGUCAAAGCCAAGAUAUAUAGAACUAUACACACAUGUAUAUGAUUAUUGCACAAGUGUUCAUCAACAAUUGACCAGGACAUCGACCAAGAGUAAGAAAGGGCAAAUUUCACAAGGAGGUGCACAAUUAGUAGGAUUGGAGCUAUACAAGCGCCUGCGUGACUUUCUUAGGAAUUAUCUUAUUAGUUUACUUAAACAUGGAAUUGACUUGAUGGAUGAAGAUGUGCUACAAUUUUACACAAGACAGUGGGAAGAAUAUCAAUUUAGUAGUAAAGUGUUAAAUGGUGUAUGUGCAUAUCUCAAUCGUCAUUGGGUGCGCAGAGAAUGUGAGGAAGGUCGAAAAGGGAUUUAUGAAAUUUAUCAAUUAGCCUUGGUUACCUGGCGAGAUAAUUUAUUUAAGCAUUUGAACAAACAGGUUACUAGUGCAGUGCUUAAAUUAAUCGUUCGAGAACGUAAUGGAGAAACAAUUAAUACCCGACUAGUUAGCGGUGUCAUCAAUUGUUAUGUGGAAUUGGGUUUAAAUGAAGAAGAUCCAGGUGCUAAAGGACAAAAUCUAACAGUGUAUAAAGAUUCCUUUGAAAAUCAAUUCCUUGAAGAUACAGAACGUUUCUAUUCCAAUGAGAGUUUAAAUUUUCUCAGACAAAAUCCUGUAACAGAAUAUAUGAAAAAAGCGGAACAGAGGUUAUUGGAAGAACAAAAACGAGUUCGUGUUUACCUACAUCAGACAACUCAUGAACGAUUAGCGAAAACAUGUGAAAGAGUGCUUAUUGAAAAACAUCUGGAUAUAUUUCAUUCUGAGUUCCAGAAUCUUUUGAAUGCUGAUAAAAAUACAGAUUUAGGUAGAAUGUACCAACUAGUAGCGAGAAUACCGAAUGGCCUUGGAGAAUUGAGAAAUCUUUUAGAAACUCAUAUAGCUAAUCAAGGGCUUGCGGCUAUAGAUAAAUGUGGCGACUCUGCUGCUAAUGAUCCAAAAGUUUAUGUGAACACAAUUUUGGAAGUGCACAAAAAGUAUAAUGCUUUAGUGCUUGUCGCCUUUAACAACGAUAGCGGUUUUGUAGCAGCUCUGGAUAAAGCUUGUGGUCGAUUUAUUAAUGCUAAUUCAGUUACAAGAGCAGCAAACAGUAGUAGUAAGUCACCUGAAUUAUUAGCAAAGUACUGUGACUUGUUAUUGAAGAAAAGCAGUAAAAAUCCAGAAGAAGCAGAACUUGAAGAUACUCUCAAUCAAGUCAUGGUAGUAUUUAAAUACAUCGAAGACAAAGAUGUAUUUCAGAAGUUCUAUAGCAAAAUGUUGGCGAAACGAUUGGUACAACAUAUGUCUGCCAGUGAUGACGCAGAGGCUUCCAUGAUCUCUAAGUUAAAACAAGCUUGUGGAUUUGAAUAUACUUCAAAGUUACAACGCAUGUUUCAGGAUAUUGGUGUAUCAAAAGAUCUAAACGAACAGUUCAGAAGACAUUUGGUAAGAUCUGCUGAACCAUUGGAUGUGGAUUUCAGUAUACAAGUUUUAUCUUCUGGUUCAUGGCCAUUUCAACAAUCCUUCACAUUUUCUUUGCCGACAGAGCUAGAACGAUCUGUACAUAGGUUUACUACUUUCUACAGCUCACAACAUAGUGGCAGAAAGUUAAAUUGGUUAUACAAUAUGUCUAAAGGGGAACUACAUACUAACUGUUUUAAGAACAGGUACACAUUGCAAGCCUCGACUUUCCAAAUGGCAGUUUUGCUACAAUAUAAUGGAUCUACAUCAUGGACAAUACAACAACUUCAUUAUGCAACACAGAUAAAAAUGGAUUUUUUACUACAGGUUAUUCAAAUACUUUUGAAAGCCAAACUUUUAACUGCAGCUAGCGAUGAUGUAGCUGAAUUGACCCCGCUAUCAACGGUAGAACUUUUUACGGGAUACAAGAAUAAGAAAUUAAGGGUGAAUAUUAAUAUACCGAUGAAAACGGAAUUAAAAGUUGAACAAGAGACUACGCACAAACACAUAGAAGAAGACAGAAAACUUUUAAUUCAGGCAGCGAUCGUUAGAAUUAUGAAAAUGCGGAAAGUAUUAAAACAUCAACAAUUGGUAGCAGAAGUUUUGAAUCAAUUAAGUUCUAGAUUCAAGCCAAGAGUGCAUGUUAUUAAGAAAUGUAUAGAUAUUUUAAUUGAAAAAGAGUAUUUGGAGCGCACAGAAGGUCAAAAAGAUACUUAUAGCUAUCUGGCAUGAUCAGUCGAUUUAGGACAACGAUACAGCAGCAACCAUAUAUGCAUAAUAAAGAGAACCUUACAUUAUCAUUGCUACACACGUAUCAUACUAUUUAUUUAAGUCUCGAAGUUAAUUCUCGUGCUUUUUUUUCUGUACAUGGAUGCCUUUGUACAUUAUUGUCCUUCUGGUCGCAUUUAAAGUCUGGGGUUAUAUAUGUAUAUAUAUAUAUAUAUAUAUAUAUAUAUAUAUAUAUAUAUAUAUACAUACACACACUCACACACACACACACACACAUAUAUAUAUACACACACAUACAUACACACACAUAUAUAUAUAUAUAUAUACACACACGUGCGUGCGCGCACGCGCAUUCACAUACAUACAUAUGUAUAUAUAUACAUAUGUGUGUGUGUGUGUAUGUGUGCUGUUAGCAAAAUUAUUUCUCUUAAUUAUUAUGAAAUGUUAAGUGUGUUACUAUCUGUGCUGUUUUUCAUAUAAAGUGGAGCUUUUUGUAAUGUCGCAGAGUACAGGGUGUAAUCAAUUAAUUAAUCAGAGAUUUUUUAAUUAUCUAUAGAAAAUUAUAAAAUAAUAAAAACAUAUUUAUGCUUUUAAUUUGUUGCUGAUGUAUAUUUUCAGUUUUAGAAAAUUAGAAUGUUAAAGCAUUAUUUUUCAUGAAGUAAAAGAUGUGCGAAAUAAUGGAGAAAAUUAAGACCAUGUUAUGUCUAAUGUUACAUCAAAAAGAUCAUUGUAAAUUGUAAUCAAUUAUAUAAAGAAGUCAUAACAUGACAAUAAGAUAUAUAAGAAAAUUUGUAAAAAAUUUUGUGAGCGCAUAGAUAGUAAUGCAUUUUAGCAAAUCUAUCUCUCAUGACAGACAAUUUUAAGACCAGAAAAUUUUAUGUUAAUGAAUACAAAUCUAUCACUGCAAUCUAGCAAUUUUUUGUUUCCGCAUAGAAUAUAAUUUCGUCUCUUAAGUGGUCCUAGACAAAAUAUUUGUUAGAAAAAUAUAAGUCAGACAUACAUUAUAAUAAUUUCCUAUUAAAGAUCUAAAAUACGUUAAUAUUAAUAUAAAUACAUAUAACUCACUAAUUACGAGAUCAUUAAAAAAAUGCGGAACGUCCUCGAGAGGUAAUGAUCUCGUUUAUAUCUUUGAGUUAAAGUAGAGUUUGAAAUCAAUAUGUCGAUUAAUUUCCAAAUUAUUAAUCACGAAUAGAAACUUGUUUAGAUUUUUAUAAAAUUUAUUACUGCAGUAGUUUGAAAUGUUUGAUAUUCGAAGUACAAUAACAAUAAUAAAUGUCUGUGGCAUAUAUAACUAAAAAAAGCAGACACGAAUGGUGCUUAAUGAAUCUUGCACUCAGUGCCCUCAAUAGAAAUCGGUGUAGCAAAUCCAGUAACUUUAAAGGCUUGAAGAUGUACGAUUAUUUCGAGGUUGUGUUUUAAAAUUCAAUAUGCAUAAAAACAAAUGCGACUUUAGAAAAUUUUAAGUGUGUAUGUAUGUACACACACACACACACACGCAUAUAUAUAUAUAUAUGUAUGUAUGUAUGUUCAAAUAGUAAAAACAUUUUCCCAUAGCAUAUUGUCAAUGAUAAAAAGGCUGAUGAGAAAGAAAAAUAAAUUGAGAAUUACUGUAAUUAAAUUGUAUUACUAAAUUGUAAUACUUGUCUGUGAGACAAGUGAUAACAUCACGUAUUUAGCUACAGAAAAACACACGAACAAACAAAAACAUAUUAAUGUAUUUUAUUAAAUAAAAUGUAUUAUGAAUUCAAA